Alligator sinensis (Chinese alligator) is the source of this 7848-nucleotide messenger RNA. RefSeq names its product ras homolog family member J (gene RHOJ). The coding region runs from base 404 to 1078 and encodes 224 amino acids. Gene Ontology annotation, biological process: small GTPase-mediated signal transduction. Gene Ontology annotation, molecular function: GTPase activity; GTP binding. Lineage: Eukaryota; Metazoa; Chordata; Crocodylia; Alligatoridae. The record is from RefSeq and is a predicted model, not a curated record. The transcript is spliced from 6 exons.
UGCAAUGGAAAAUGGAGUGGAUUUAAACAGGAAUCCCUCUGCCCAAGCCGGAGAGGGAAAGAAGAACUUCACAGCCUCCGACUGCUGACGUUUUUCAAGUUGCAAUAAAAUCUCAGGGUCAGGAUGAGGAUUUCCUGACUCCAGCUAACAAGAGAGGACAAUCCUUUUUAUUUUUAAUUAAUAUAUAUGUGAAUAUUUAAUGUAGUUAUCUCAAUGGUUCUAAUUACUGAUCGGGGCACUGUUAGAGGCGGCUCUCCUAGCCUGGAAACAUUAGUAUGAUUUCCUGAGUUUGAGAACCCCCCCCCCCUCCAAACUCAGGAACGGUCAGUACAAUCACACUUCAUUUUUCCUUCAUGUGCACUUGGAAGUAUCAGCAGCCGCAGCCGGAACGGAAGCAGCAAGAAUGAACUGCAAGGAGGAAGAUGAGAACUGCAUGGAUGGCAGCAGCGAUAACAGGAAAAAGAUGUUAAAGUGCGUGGUGGUCGGGGAUGGUGCAGUGGGGAAAACCUGCUUGUUAAUGAGUUAUGCCAACGAUGCCUUCCCAGAAGAGUAUGUGCCUACCGUCUUUGACCACUAUGCAGUAACUGUGACUGUCGGAGGAAAGCAGCACUUGCUGGGACUAUAUGAUACCGCAGGACAGGAGGACUACAACCAACUGAGGCCUCUAUCCUACCCCCACACAGAUGUAUUCUUGAUCUGCUUCUCAGUGGUGAACCCUGCCUCUUACCACAACGUCCAAGAAGAGUGGGUGCCUGAACUGAAAGACUGCAUGCCCGAUGUGCCUUACGUGCUCAUAGGAACACAGAUUGACCUUCGUGAUGACCCCAAAACUUUGGCUCGACUGCUCUAUAUGAAGGAGAAACCCCUCACUUAUGAACACGGAGUGAAGCUAGCUAAAGAGUGGGUCUCACAGUCAUCCCACACUAGGAAAGAAGUCAGGUAUAAGUCAGAGCUGGGACCUAAACCGCACUUAAAGCCUUGGCUCGUUCCAUGUCGUGGAAUUCUAUGCAUACAAGAAUUGCAAGAUUGGAGCACAGUGUUACUUGGAAUGUUCAGCCUUGACACAGAAAGGUCUUAAAACAGUCUUCGAUGAAGCAAUCCUCACCAUUUUUAACCCAAAGAAGAAGAAAAAACACUGCAUGAAGUGCCAUGGCUGCUGCACAGUUGUAUGAGGUCACUUGAGAAGCAAAGCAAGACAAUGCUAAUGUUCAGUUCAACCACGCAGGCUAGAAUGUCAACGAGAGGCGCACACAACUUUAAUGGGGAACAUGACCAGAAAGGAGUCCUAUUUAAUCAUAUAGGAUUCCUCCAUUCUGUGAAACCUCCAAGCUGUACCAUGGUAGGCCAACUAAUGUUUAUUUGCUUUCCUAACCCUACAGAGCUAUCUGCAGCCUGUUCCCACAUUAUGCUAGACUGCACUGAGCCAGUAUGAAACAUGAUGCCUGCUAACAGCCAACUCCAUGAAUCAGAUGAAGGUUCUGUGUGUAAAAUUUGAAAGACACUAUAAUGGAACCAAAAAAACCUUCAUUUGAAGCCUUAAACACAAGUUGAUCAAAAGUAUGAAGCUACAAUAUUUAGGAAUUGAAUAUGAACGGAUCAAAAGCACACAAAGUUCUUUCAAGGUUUAAUAUGCAAGAUAUACAUUAUAAGCAGGAUAUACUUUCAAAUAACUUUUCUUUAUAGAAAUAUAGGAUUGGGGCAGGGGACUUCCCAGGCCCCUAAGCUCAGUCCAAUAUAAGAUAUUUGUUAAUUUCAGGAUCUACUUUACUUUGUCUACAUAAACGAAAACAAAUGUUGCUUUCACGUUAACAUAGCCGAUAUCCAUCUAUCACUGCACUCGGACUAUCAGAACUGAUCAACAUUUACCUCCAGACUUAAGGAAUGUUCUUUUUAUUAAAAAAAUGCAGAUAACUGUAUUCAUGGAAAUGUACAGGCUGAGCCAUCUUCUCAAAAGCUGGGAGAGGGGAAACAAUCUUAGUGAAAAACAUGAAAACAAAGAAAUUGUGUUACCAAAGAAUAUUGUAAUAGAUGUGAGGUAUCAGCGUGGAAGAACCUUCCUUCCAAACUCAGAACGUCAAAGGGCUGCAUUUGUAAAUGCAGUUGCACAUUUACUGUAUAGACCAGGUUGAUUUCCACACCUCCCCCAGCAAGCGACAACAAAACCAGACCAUGCCAAAGCUCACGUUGAUUUUAAGUGCUUUACAAUGAUCCAAUUGCCUUAUAUGAAAUAGCUUUCUAAAGAUGCUCUCAUGGAAAGUAAUUAACUCAAAUGGAGUUUCAAGCAUGUCUUAAUGGUAGUCAUCUUUCUGCUAUUCACUGUUUUGAGAGGUUGUUGGGGGUUUUUUCCUCCCAUGCUCAUUAUUCUACAUGCAACAUUUAAGGUAUAGUGUGGGUCUGAUACUCAGGAACUUUCUUUCAUGCAAUUUGCAGAAUGAUGUGCUGCAGCAUGUAGUACUGAAACAGGAAACCUAAAUCUUAAGGGAAUGAAAGCUGACAAUAAGCAUUCUCUGCUGUUGAAUAAAGCGUGCCUUUUCACCGCGGCUUCUCCAGGGAGCCUGUUGUUUUGCACAUCACAGUACAAUGCUGUUACAAUACAGACACUGAGAGAUGAACUUUAAGGGUGUCUUAUUACUUGCAUCUGCCUACAAGUACCCUGGAAAUGCCCAUGUAACUGUCUUGUUAUGGAUUUCAUUUCUGAUAACGCCUCUCCCAGGCAUAACAUUUCAGUGCUAGCACAUCUGUGUUUCUAGUCUCAGAAUGUAAAUCCCUGACAAAAGCAACUUCCAGAGUUGAAAUUUCCAAAUACCGUUUGAAUAAAUAAUGUUACUGCACCCAAUCACCCCAGGGAAGUAAUGGCAAAAGAACAACAGACUCUCCUCUGCCCUGCCAUUAUUUGGAAUAGCCAGCACUCUCCUUUUUGGAAGGCCUGUACUGUGCUCCAGCUUGCACAAGGGCAACUGAAAACCUCUGCCAUUAAGGGAAGGUUAUGGAACCAAUCCCAUGGAACCAAUGGGAUUUGGAGUAAGGCCCAAAAUAAGCAACAGCCUAGAUACAGGGCUUGACUCUGCACCUAUUAAAUCAAAGGCAAAAUUCUCUUGUGAUGAUGAUACUUGCAAACUUUUUGAAACAGAUAGUUACAGCAAGGGCAUCCUAAAUCAGUGGGAAACCACCUGUUGAAGAUAUAAUGGCAAACGACUCAAUUUCUGUUCAAUAACUGCAACUCGCUAUCCCCUACAGCCCCAUGAAGUUUGUGUUCGCUGUGCUAUUGAUCUCAAUGGGAGUAGGGUCAGGCACUCCCAAACUGUACAUGGGAGUAGAGAUCACCAAUUAGCUCUUCUAUACAAGCGUGGCCAGGUGAAUUUGCAAAGAAGUGCAUUUUAUUAUAACAGUGCCUGGUAAAACUGCACUAACCAUCUCUUCCUCAUGGUGCAUUCACUUGGCUGAAAAUGUAGUUAUGGUAAAUUACUGAUGCUGAAGAAUGUCUGGAGAUGUCCUUGCAGCUCAGGUAUACGUCCCUAAUGAGCACCCAUAGCCGUUUCAUUGUCAAAGAGUUUCUCUUUAAAUAUGCUAACAAAAAGGUUUGGGAAAACGUGGCUCAGGUGGAGAGAGAGCGCAGAGUUGAUGCAAGUUACUUUUUCAUAAAGUUUCCUUCAAUGUGAAAGGACCGGUGGCUUGGAAUUAAGUGACAGCAUCAAUUUCAUACCUUUGCUGCCAUGCAGCUACUAUGGGCAGCGGUGGGAAUUCUUUUAGAUGGUACACAGGAUGCCAAGUAAAUUAAUAUGAAUAUAAAGAUAUCUGAGGAGCAACCAGAAAGUUCAGACAGAAUGGAUACAUGAGUACUUAGCAAAUAGUUUACUUACCUAGGGUCCAACCCAAAACCUACUGAAAUUCUGCAGAUGCUGUAUCUCGACUUUAGAGGUGAACCAGGCUCUGGCUGAGGUUGGCAGUUGAUUUCAAUGGAAGUAAAUUGGGAUGCUUGUUUUAUUCCCUAUGAAUUGCUAGAUGCAGAGUACAUACUUACGUAGAAGCAAGGUAGAAAUAGAUGCCAAGUCUGUUUUAGCUGAACUGCAACCCAAGUCCUAAGGUGGGGGCUGCCAGAUAUUUUUAUAGCUUCUCAAAAUGAAGAGAAAAUAAAAUUCUAGACUGACAGCUCAGUUUAAGACAUAACGAGAACAUUGGAAAAGUGCAAUGCAAUAUUCUCAGCAUACAUCUGAGGAAGCCACAAAUAACUGAAUGAUAGUUUGUGUGUGCUGCAUAAUAUCAGUGACAUAUGAUAAAUCAAAAGGAAAUCAAAAUCAAUUUCACAUAAAAAGGAAAUUGCAACUUGUAACAUUAACAUAACUGCAGUAGUUUGCAGAAAUUAAAUAAAAAAAGACUCUGAUAGUAGAGGCUAAAAAGCUAAUGGCUCAGUAUAUUAAAAAUGCAGAAACUCCUACAAAUUGUAGAGGAAUAUUAUUUAGGAAAAAGAAUAUUUUAAUUAAUGCAAGGCAAGACAUUUUUUACACUUAUAGAGUGAAAUAAAUCAAUUUUGCUGGGUGACAUAUUUAUACGUUAAAGAAAUACGUGCAAGUUGCUAAUGACCAAAAUUUGACCCUCUUCAAAAAAGAAAUAGCCUUUGAAUUCGGUGUAUUUUUUGUUCCAUGCCAUAGAGAAGGAAUGUUUUUAAAGCAGCCAUUAUUUAUGUAGGUCCUAAAGGCCUCUUUAAUUACUCCCCUAGUGUUUUCAAGGAAGUACAUCUUUAUGUACAGAGCAGCAUUUGUGAAAGCAGCUACCCAGUUGUAUAACUACAUUAACCUUUUGUGAUGAGAGCAACUCAACUUCCACAGGCAAACAUAAGCUUUAGAAGCCCAAACUGAUGUUCUUCCCAAAUACGGUAGGCAGAGAUAAGGAGAUCCUUUGAAAAUCUAGCCAAUAGUUAAUUGUGUUUUUCUGUUACAAAGACAGCAGAUGACAGCACCGAUGAUGCUAAGGAAGAAACAAGGGAAGGAACAGAAACAACAGAUCAUUUUCAAGCACCAUUAGGAACAAAAAGAAAAUAUACAGGUUUUCCCAGUGAAAGCAGACAGGUCACCUGGUUUUAAAAUACUGAGAGCUUGUAGCUUCCCCUGGAAUAGAGGCUCUGAAUUGAUAAUAAAGAAAAUGGUAUUUUAAGGCUUAGGAGAGUAAGUAAAGAGUAACCGCUCCAGGAAACUACUUGACAAUGACCCUUUUACUCAAUUGAUACCAGUGCCUUUUCUGAGAUACCUGCUACCUUCAUUAAUAUAGCCAAUGAUCAUUUCAAAUGCAUUUAAAUAUCAAAAGAGCAUGCUAGAUCCUAGCAAACUCAUCUGCCUUGGCCCUUUUUGAAACCUUAGUAUUCUACAAGAUUUGGUUUUAAUUCAUAACAGAAGGGUGAAUAGGGUUCUAGCAAAGGACCAAAAAAACCCCAAAAACCAAAACCCCCAAACCAAAAUUAAGCCUUUCGAUUACACCAGGUCUAUUCCAACACAGUAUGUAUAUCAUGUAGGAUAGGACACCAAUUACAUACUGUGUCUAACCAGCCCUGCAUGUCAGUGCAGUCGGUUAAAAUCACACUUCCAGGCUGCUCCAGGGCAGCCAAACUGAGCGCUCAAACUGACAAUCCAGACCUGAAUGCCUGAGCUAGGAGCCUGCAUGCACUUCAUUGCUCUGCCUUUCAGGACACGUCUGCACCAUACAAAGCAAAGGUGGAGACACUAGCCGGGGUAGGGCAUGCCCGGCAGAGUAGGGGCUAGUCCGGUCCCAGAGCCUGAGUCAGCCUGGGUUUCUCAGCACAGCACCGUUCUGCGCUGCGUAGACGUGCCUUUAAAUGCCUUCUGCCACAGGUAGCAUGCAACAUGCAAAGUACCAUCUGUUACCCCAGAUCAAGAAGCCAAAUGUUUUUCUCAUGCUCUACCUAAGGAAGGGACAAAGCUAAAAAAACACUGAAGUCAGUAUGAGUCUUUCCUUUGACUUGAGUGAGCUUUGGCUUCAACCCUAAAAGCCAUUAAUAAUCCAGAAACUGAAACCUAAGCAUUACUCAAGAGCCAAGACUUGGCUACACUUGCUUGCACUACAUUGCACCUUAUUUUUCAAGGAAUUCUCUCAACUCCAACUUUCCCAUGGCCUGUUCCACGGGAGUAAGAGCGGCAGGAUCCUCAGCCAGCUGUCCUGCUAUGUAGAGAAGCCCAUUUAAUUAAUUCCUGAAUCAGUUAUGUUUGGCCAUAAACACUUGUGGUUCUCAUGCCAAAAAGACAACCCAUUUUCUGUAGGUCCUUUCCCUUCCCCUGUAAGCAGCACACUCAGCACUGUGCUCCAUCACGUCUAGCACCGAAACAGUCCCUGGUAGCAGAGCCCCAACAUUUCAGCAAACUUCUGGAAACAAAGUAGUGAAUAAAUGUGGAAGGGGCUGAGGCAAAAAACAAACCCCUGAUGUGACCCUGCCAAACCAAAGCAAAUCACUCCCAAUAAUGGAUGUCUUAGUGCUGCCCUGAGCAGUUUUAGGGUUGUAACGAGCAAGUGGCUGCAUCUUGUUGUGGAAAAACCUACCUUUUGUGCAAAGUAGCUGUGUCAGUCAUCCAGGGCUCUGCUCAUGGGGUGCAUGUACUUUAUAUCACACUGAUAGUAGUGCAGGCCUUGAACAAGAUACUCAAAGUGGCCUAUGUCUCUGGGUAACCAGUUUGAGAUCCCAGUCCUCUGAAUUUUAGACCCACUCUGAGCUAUCUCAAAUUGGAGACCCAGAGAGUGAGGCAUCCACAGUCACUUGUCACAUCUGAAAAUCUUGGCUUUUUGCAAUAGGAAACUUCAGCCACUGGUGACCAUCCAGCAGCGCAUCCUUGGUGCAAGCCGCCAUAUGUCACUAGAGCAAUUGCUUGAAACCAGGGGCAGCAGCACUGAUACAAAACAUGUUUUAUAGCUUAGCCCUUCAGUAAGACAGCUAUAAGCUGUAUUGGCACAAACACCAACAGCUGCAACAGAUGGUGAGGACAAGAUCUGUGAAAAGUUUGCUGUCUGUUUCCAUAAUCCAUCUCCCCUCACUAUCACAUCAGCCAGUUAUGCAACACUGGCAGCAUGAUGGGAGGUUAUAUAGGGAAAAACUCUUCAGCUGAGGUUUCUCAUCCUGCUGGCUGUUGCUACCUGAAACAUUUCUCUCUCUCCUCACUGGAUGCUGCUCAUAUGCCCAGUUCAGCCCCGUAUUUAGUCAUAGCUCCUGGCCCUUUCCACAGCUUUCCACUGCAAAGGGGGAACAAUACAAGUACUUCAUCUGGCUCAAAGCUAAAUGAAAAUGUCUCUGGUUCUUGUUUGCAGUGAACUAAGUUUGUUUGCAAACACAUUUGCAACAUGGCAUCAGAAUAAUGCAGCAUACCCUCUUGAUGCCACGGGAAUUAUUUGUUACACAGAUGGUAGAAUACAUGUGUCUAAUUUCACCUGUUUUGUUCUUUAUAUUUACCUGUCCCAGGAAACUUUGUCAUGUUUUAAGUGCUGGUGAAAAAUCUGUAAAUGACAGAACUCUCCUCUUAAGUACAGACAAUCAAAAAGACUGCAUUAAUUCAGUCUUUGCAGGUUAGUCUAAGAUGCAUAGAUUGAACCAAUAAGCAAGUGAACAGACAUUCCCUUUUGUUUCCUGAAAUGCAGCCACAUGAGUGCAGUGGACCAGGCAGAAGUCCCGGGAGGCUAGAGCUCCACUGGAGCAGACAACUUGGGCCAAGGCUAGCCCACCCACCCUCUAAGUGAGGGUUUGCAGGGGAUGUGCAAAGCAUCCUGGGAUGCUGGGGGACUGUGAGUUAACUUGAAUCUGGAGCAGAUCUGGGACAGAAGUUCAAUAAACCAGUUUAACCUAAAUCAGUUAAG